This is a messenger RNA of Oppia nitens, 1754 nucleotides long. RefSeq lists its product as uncharacterized. The record is from RefSeq and is a predicted model, not a curated record. The transcript is spliced from 2 exons. The coding region runs from base 407 to 1549 and encodes 380 amino acids. Lineage: Eukaryota; Metazoa; Arthropoda; Arachnida; Sarcoptiformes; Oppiidae.
CGCUGUGAUAGUCAUAUAGUAUACGCAAUAAAAAAUAUUGUUGGUUUUAAUUGAUAUCCAUUUAAUCAAUUUAACCAAUCAUUUAAUAAUAUAUAUUCAUCGACUACUGUGAUUGACUUAAAACAACUGGUCUGAUAGGAUGGAUACCCAAACGGAAGACGAAAACUUCGAAGCGUUGCGUCUGUUGAUGAGGCCGUCGAUGACGGAAACUGAGGACAAUAAUCCGUUGAAUAUUAUUGGCAAAUACGCCUCCGAAUGGCCUAGUUGACUUAAUGUAGUAACCAAUGACUACGGUGAUGAUGGUGGUGAAGGAGGAGGCGUAGUAGGAGGUAUCGAUGUCUGCGGCGGCGGCGGCGGCGGCGGUGAUAGCGGAGGACAGCAGCAGACAAUCGAUGCCCUACUGUUGAUGGCCAACGACGAGUUGACUGUCGAACAGGUACUUGACGUACCCGUCUGGUCCAAUGAGCUCAAAGAGGCCCGUUUCGCGACACUGGAACAGUUCGAAGAGUUUAUGAUCGAUUGCGAAAGUCUUCUUCAGCAACAGCUGGUUACCUACGAUUACAAUACAUUCAAUUCGUUUCUCCAGUUUUACAAUAACUAUCGUAAAGAGAAUAACAAGAAGAAGCAGAAGAAGAACACUAACAACAACAACAACAAUAAUAAUCGUCCAGCGAUUCCGUUGAUAAACUUUGUGUCCAACUAUAAGAGUCGUAUAGCUAAGGAUAGCUUGUCGUGUGUCGGCCUAUCGAUUCAGUUGAUCCGUAAGUUGCGUCAAACGAAUCAACGAUUUAGUCGAUCGAUUGGUUUGGUGUCCUGCGAGGAAGCGGUCAAAGAUACCGGAGCCUAUACUAUACAAUCGCCAAACAAUGUCAAAGAACAUUGUAUGGUCUGUAUUAAGGUCAACAUUGGUGGCCGCCGAUCGGGCUACGCCCUACUGGAUCCUGGCUAUCAUAUUGCCCGACCGAUUAUCGUAAUGGAGGACAACUGUUAUCCGCAUACGUCGUGGUUCACUUUUUCGGCCAAUCCGAAAGUAACCAAAGAGUACUGCUAUUUCCUGAUUGACCAUCAGUUUAUUGGCUGGAAGGUACGGGAAACCCGUAACGGUAUACUCGAUGAAUGGGAAAACUUGAUUUACGUGAACAGACAGUUCGCUAAAUGUCUAACCAUUACGGAGAAGCGAUCGUUAAUCUAUUCGAUGAAGUCGCUGGUGGUUCGCAAUCGUAAGGGACCGGUGGCUGGUAUUUAUUCGUGGAUCGAAUCCAAUAGUGUGACACUAUUUUACGAGGACAAUGGCCGACGGGUACAGAAAAAGUUGGACAUCAAUCAGAUUGGCUCGGAUUGGAAUGUCAUCGAUGAAUGGCUGGAAAAGAUUGCCUCCUUUAUGAACGACGGCAGCGGUGGCAUCGGUGGUGGCAUCGGUGGCCAUGGCAUCGAUGAACGGGUCAAACAGUUACGCCAUAUGUUGUUGGCGUUCAAAGAGGCCCUGAAUGACGAAGAAUUUUUGCCACAGUUGACCGAAAUCGAUAAAUGGAUCGAAACCGAUGAGUAGAUCCCCACCGAAAAACCUGGCGUUUGAUGAGACAGACAGACAUUAAAAAUAUAAAUUUGUUUUUUUUGUUUCUUAAAUAUCCCGAACUUUUACAUUUAAUGGACAUUUAUUUUUUAAUAAUAAUAAUUAAUUGAUUUAAUUGCUAUCUAAUUAUUGAUAAACUGUUUUUUUUAAAUACACUUAUUGUUUUUUUAUGUUGCAAUAG